This is a messenger RNA of Doryrhamphus excisus (bluestripe pipefish), 3048 nucleotides long. NCBI's taxonomy places the organism in Eukaryota, Metazoa, Chordata, Actinopteri, Syngnathiformes, Syngnathidae. The record is from RefSeq and is a predicted model, not a curated record.
CAGUGGUCCUAGAAGAAGCGGUAAGAAUACAAAAGCCCAACUUAAUGGCAGACUUGUCAACUGCCAACAUGAGCCAAGCCAUCGCCCGUGUAACAUCUUGAAUAGCCAUGACGCAGUCGGUUGUUGUCCAGGUUGGACAAUGCGGAAAUCAGAUUGGUUGUCGGUUUUGGGAUCUUGCUUUGAAAGAGCAUGCCCACUUUAACAAAAGCGGCUUGUACGACGACACCAUUGGAACGUUUUUCCAUAAUGUGGACUCAAGGAAUGGAGUACAUGUAGCCGGUGGUGAAAGAAUCCAACUGCUGAAAGCACGGGCAGUGCUGGUGGACAUGGAGGAGGGUGUGGUCAGCGAGAUUCUGCAGGGCCCUUUGAGGGACGUGUUCGACAGCACUCAGCUCCUCACGGACGUAUCAGGUGCAGGCAACAACUGGGCAGUUGGACAUUUGACGUACGGAUCAACGUACAGGGAGGAAAUACUGGACAAGCUGCGAAAGGCUGCUGAACAAUGUGACUGUCUGCAGUCCUUCUUUCUUCUCCACUCCAUGGGAGGAGGUACAGGUUCCGGACUAGGAACCAAAGUGCUCAGCCUCCUCAAGGAUGAAUUCCCUGAGGUGUGUAGAAUUGUCACCCCCGUGUAUCCGUCCUCGGAGGAUGAUGUCAUCAUCUCCCCCUACAACAGCAUCCUGGCCAUGAGGGAACUCACGGAGAAUGCCGACUGUGUCCUGCCUGUUGAAAAUCAGGCAUUGGUUGAGAUAUUGAACAAGAUCAAACAGACAUCCCAUCGUGGACAGUCAGGUGCCAUCAGGAAAGACGGCAUCGAGCGGCCGUUUGAUGCCAUGAAUAACAUUGUGGCGAAAAUGUUGCUCAACAUGACCAGCUCAGCGCGUUUUGAGGGCACCCUAAACAUGGACGUGAACGAAAUCACCAUGAACAUGGUUCCUUUCCCUCGAUUACACUACCUGGUGCCAAGCCUCAGUCCUCUUCACUCGUUGGCAGAUAUCCAUGCACCAACCAGAAGCCUGGACCAAAUGUUUGCCGAUGCGUUCAGUAAAGGCCACCAGUUAAUGAAAGCCGACCCCAAGCAAGGUCUCCACCUGGCCUGUGCCCUCAUGCUCAGGGGGAACGUUCAAGUCUCUGACCUGCGCAGGAACAUCGAGAGGUACAAGCCUUUGUUCCCGUUCGUGUCGUGGAACCAAGAAGGGUGGAAGACGAGUCUGUGUUCUGUGCCCCCCGUUGGUCACGCUCGAUCCUUGCUAGCCUUGGCCAACACCACCGGAAUCAAGUCCACAUUUGUGGAGCUGAGGGAACGCUUCACCAGGCUUUACAAGAAGAAGGCACACUUACAUCAUUACCUGCAAGUAGACGGCAUGGAGCUGGCUUUAUUAGCAGAGGCCGUCACCUCCCUGGACUCUCUGAUUGACGAGUAUCGUCAUCUGGAUACGGGGAACUUGAUAUCGGAUAUACCGAGAGUCAACAUUGCUAAAUGAACGCUGUUCCUAUCGCUUUCGUGGCGUGUUUCGAAUAAAUACGCCAUUGACGUUAAAGUGAAAGCGAUAGGGAAGUAUACCGACAGUCAAUAGAAAAGUUGAGGUAGAAAUGUAUGCAUAUUUCCAUAUUUUUGUGGAUUUAUUGUUGAGAUAGAGUUGUCAUGUUGUCACGGUUCACAUAGUUUGGUCUCAAACAAACAAGCAAAAGUGGACCAAAUACAUUUUGCGCCAUACUGAGAAGAUGUUUACGUUUGUAGUCCUAUAUAAAAGGCCCCAAAAAAAGGCCAGCAUUGUUAGUGCAGUGAACGACGUCUCCUGGUACUGGGUAAAGUAAAGGCCGGUUUGAGCUACAGUGAUAUAGCCGCAUGAACGCCACAACACGACAAUAGACCACGCCCACGACAAAAGAGAGUGACAAACUCCCGACCGGGAUCGCUGCAUCCACUUGCAACACCUGUGGAACCGGUUUUCGCCGUGCCAGUCGUAGAGCAACAGAAACACCCGGAUCAGCAGCCCCACUGUGCGUCAACCCGGCUUUAGUUUAGGUGCCGGGGGUCGGCAACCUUUACGAUCAAAGGAAAAUAGACCGAUAAUAACAAUAAUUUAAAAACCAUAUCUUUCUUGAUUUUACCAGUUUUAACAGCAGAAUGCAACAAACUGUUGUUUCUCGCCACAUUUGAAGCAUAAAAGCUUCCGCUUCCUGUCCAUUCCUCAAACUCAUCCAAUCGCUAGUCAGAACUCUGCCGGGAUUCAUUCAGGGUCUCACAGAAAGUCCGAUUUUUUUUAUUUUUUAGAAAGUCAUUACAAAAAGAUACUUGAGCAUUGCUAAAGGAGCCGCAACAAAGAAGCUGAAGAGCCACAUGCGGCUCUGGAGCCGUGGGUUGCCAACCCCUGGUUUGGUUUAGGGCUUCAAAAUAAAACUGAUGUUGAAAAAUAUGGUUUAAAGUUUCUAUUGACUGUCAGUGUAUUACAAGUAUAGCAGUACUUCUCAAAUAACGGCAGGGAGUACUUUCAAUGUUAGUGCAGACCUGCAAACAUGUACUGAACAUGCCAUUUGACUCCAGAACAGGGGUCUCAAACACGCGGCCCGCGGGCCAAAUGUGGCCCGCAGGACACUAGUUUGAGGCCCCAGCCUUGAUAUGAAAGUUGAAUGUUAGUUUGAUAUGGAUGCUGUAUGGUAUCAUGUACCCAGAAAAAAUGAUUACGUUUGAUUCAUGUUCAUGUUCAAGGUUAAAUAACUGUUAAUAGUUAUCCUCCCUAUCCGUGUGGAAGUGGUAAGUUUUUGGCUAUUUCAGUUGAAAGGAAAUAACUCAAAGGCUACCGUUUAGGUGGCUAGCUCUCUAGUUUGCGAGUUAGCAUGUGUCUCAAGACCCUGCAGUUGCGCAAUAUGUUGUAAAUAAAAAGAGUAUGUGACUAUAGUCGUGUUUUGUCAUGUCUACAGGGCUCUAAUAAUGCUUUGUUCAUUUUAAUAUGAAAAAAAUCAUUUGUCUACCCACCAACUAUAUGUGCUUUCUUAAGUUUUUAUUAUUAUUAUAUUUAUUUAUUACUGAUUGAUUGAUUUUCU